Messenger RNA from Drosophila ficusphila, 1180 nucleotides. RefSeq names its product nucleolin. Gene Ontology annotation, molecular function: nucleic acid binding. Lineage: Eukaryota; Metazoa; Arthropoda; Insecta; Diptera; Drosophilidae. The coding region runs from base 58 to 1116 and encodes 352 amino acids. The transcript has a single exon. The record is from RefSeq and is a predicted model, not a curated record.
CACUGCAGCUACACGUGCAAGUAGCGAUUUAUAAACAUUUUGUAUUACCAAUAAAAUAUGAAGAAAAAGCAGGUGGAAAGUGCAUCCGAGGACUCCGAGGGAUCCAACGAAGAGGAGCUGCAGGCGGAUGACUCCGAGGGUUUUGACGAUGAGGAUCUGCAAGCGGAAGACUCCGAGGAUGAGGAAUCCGGAGAUUCCGAACAGGAUCUUGGUGCCAGUGACACUGAGUCCGAUGAAGAUGACAGCGAGGAUGAGGAAGUUAAGACUGUACCCAAAAGCCGGGCAGAGAUUAUUGACGAGCAGAUCCACACCAAGUACGACCAGCUUAAAGGCACCCGGCUUUACGUCCGCUUUCCCCAGAAAUUGCCACUGGACUUGGAAGAGUUCAAUGCCAAGGUGAAGGCGUUGCACCCACUGGUGGUUAAGUCCUCAAAGCCGCGCCAAAAGCACGCCCGCUUCUGCCUAGUUGAUUUCGGGUCCAAGGAAAAUCGUGACCAAGCCUUUAAGGACAUUAAAACCAACAUCGAGAAGGAUGCCAAGUAUAAGGGUAUAUAUGUUUCCCUACCCAAAACUGAUUCCGAUGAUUUUGUAAACGAACUGGUGACGCGCAAGCAGACAUCUCUGGAGAACAAACGCACCAAGGCGCUGAUGAAGCGGGCCACCAAGAAAGGGCAGACCAAAGGCCACUUCACCUCUUCCGUGGUCAUAACCAAUCUGCCCAAAACCAGUUCGGUGGCUCAGGUUCGACAGCUGUUCGAGGAGGCAGUGGACAUUCAAAUAAAGCCAGGAAAGGGCAAGUUCCGUAACUACAGCACUGCGACCGUAACCCUACCAACAACCCACGAUGCACGCAAGGUCAUUAAAAAAAAACUGAGUCUAUCGGGCACGCCACUGACACUGCGGUUCAACACUCAGAAAAAGCGAAGCCCGAAAGAUAAGCUCAAGCAAAAAGCGGAAAACGGGAAGUCCCCCAAAAAGAACCAGAAAACACAAGUGGAAAAAGGGAAGUCCCCCAAAAUUGAGAAACAGAAAGUAAAUCUGAAGAGAAAAUCGCCUAAGGAGAAGACCAACAAUAUUAAGACCCCCAAGAAGUUAAAGAAACUAAGCGCUGAAUAGAGAAUAAUUAAUGUUUCCUAAUUUUAAUAAAAAUACCCAUUUUUAAUUGACAAUUAAAACAUAA